CACGACACCAAGCUGCCAUGCUUCGCGAUACAUAGAGGCCACGUUUCAGAUUUCUAUUCCUUUCGGUUAUGUUCUGCGAUUCGUGUCUCUUAGAUACACUUUGGGUGCCUAUUUCAUUGUGGAUUCGACUUGUCGUCUCUGAGUUCGUUUAAUCCGAACCCAAACUCCCGGCCGCAACCUUCAUUGAAGCAUAGAAUGAAGGUCCUAUUUUUUCUUGACGGGUUCCUUGCUUCCUUGUAAUGCCUUCGUUGUUUCGCAGACCAGGCGAUAGUUCCUCUAGCGAUAGCUCAUCAGAGGGCGCCAACGAGGACACAAACGCACCACCGGAGGACUUGAACCUUUUGUCGAGGAUCAAAACUAUUGACUCUGCUCAAUCCGAACGCCAGGUGCCGGGAAGCCGCCCUGCCAUCUCACGGAAUAAUAGCCAGUUUCGUGAUCUUAUUCUUCAUUCGCUGCUCGAGGACAAAGCGCUUCGGGAAGCCGCCGAACAUCUGGGCAAAGAUCGGAGUGCCCCAGAAGUCCAAGAACUUGCACAGACGACGUAUCGAGCGCUUUGUCAACAACUUUCGGGACAAUAUGAAGUCGACAAGAAGUAUGCUAGUGACGAGAUGCGCGCACACCGUGCUGCAGCGCAAGAGGGUAUAGAUGCCCUGACGCGCAGCCACCUUCCCCAACUUGCAGCGCAAGCAGUCGGUGAAACCAACGCACUCAUGUCGCACCCUGGUGCCGCUCGCAAUAUCUCUGGUCUCGAAAAUGUUCUUAGUAGCAUCCCCCCUCUCCUUGAGCUUCCCCUUCAAGGUUAUCCUGGUAUCCACAGCGAUCGUUAUGCUCGCGAGUUCGUCGAAAUUGCUACCAUCGGAAGGGGCGGAUAUGGAAAAGUGUACAAGGUCAAACACAAGCUCGAUGACUCUUUCUAUGCGAUUAAACGAAUCAUGGUCAGCCCAGCGCGUCUACAGAAAAUAAAGGAGCAUGGACCAAAAGAGAUGGAAAGUAUGCUCAAUGAGGUUAGGGCGCUUGCGCGCUUUGAUCACAGCAACGUCGUUCGAUAUCACAAUGCCUGGCUAGAAUUUAUAUCAGGGCAAAUGGACGUGUCGGCGCCCCCUACAGCUUUCGUUCGGAUCGAUAGACUCCUGGAGAACGGUUUUACCAGACCCGACAGUGUCCGCGGUGUCGACAAACUACCGUCUAACUUCAACAACCUGUGCUUUGAAGACUCACUUAGUGACGAAGGCCUUAAAGAGGGCCUGGACGUUGUUUUUGAAACUAGUGAUAGAGGCGGUGGUCAAGACGAUACAAGCUACGGGCCUCAGAGUGCAUCUUCAAACGACGCGCGGAUGACAGAACAACGCCGUUCACGCUGCAUUAGUAACGCAACGAUUGAAACGAUGUCUUCCUCCCGUUCUCAGAUGAGCACAAUUCAUGGUUUUGGAGAGGAAAUCGACGAAGACGUGGAAGUCAUUCCAAGAAGUUACCAGCCAGUCCCACAGGACACUUCUUCCGACUUCUCGCCAAGUAUGUUGUCGCACAGCGACAUUCCUGGCCAUCUCAUAUCUACACGCGCGUCAGGACCGAUCUUAACUCUCAACGUCCAAAUGAGUCUCUACGAUACAAACCUGGGCGAGUUUCUGUCCGUCGAACAGAACUCUUUAGCUGCCCUAAGCAAUCCCACAUCCGUCCAAAUACGCCAUUGUUUCCACCCGCACGUUAGCCUCGACCUCCUCACCAAAGUCCUCGCCGGUGUCGAAUACCUCCACGCAGAAGGCGUCGUACACCGCGACCUUAAACCCGCUAACAUAUUCCUCUCCCUCAGCGCCUCUAACAUCGCACCGUCCGGCUCCGUGGACCUCGCUAGCUGCCACGACUGCCCCACACGCACCUCUCUUCACAUAAAUCCCCGCAUCGGAGACUUUGGUCUCGUCGCCGCUCUAGGAGACGGCUGUCUAACAUCCGAUACUGCCAAAAAGCCAGUUGGGACGGAGCUUUAUCGGCCAGAGAGCGUCGUAAGGGUGAACGAGAAACUAGAUGUUUUCGCGUUGGGAAUCAUUGGGUUUGAGAUGCUGUGGAGAUGUGGUACCAGGAUGGAAAGAAUCGAUGCUAUCAUGCGGCUUCGGCGAGGUGAGCUUCCCUCUGGCUUUGCUGACGUGGUGGGGGGUGGUGUACCGGAGAUCAUUCAGGGGAUGGUGUGCACGGACGAUAACGGCAGGUGGAGUUGUGAAAAAGUGAAAACAGAGUUAUGGAAUGCAAUGGAGGGGCUGAGGCAGCAGCAAGUUGGUUUCUGA
Messenger RNA from Lindgomyces ingoldianus, 2279 nucleotides. RefSeq names its product eukaryotic translation initiation factor 2-alpha kinase 2. The transcript is spliced from 2 exons. NCBI's taxonomy places the organism in Eukaryota, Fungi, Ascomycota, Dothideomycetes, Pleosporales, Lindgomycetaceae. Gene Ontology annotation, biological process: protein phosphorylation. The record is from RefSeq and is a predicted model, not a curated record. The coding region runs from base 240 to 2279 and encodes 679 amino acids. Gene Ontology annotation, molecular function: protein kinase activity; ATP binding.